AUGGACGUGGCUUCCAGUGCAAAGCAGGAAUCACCGCCACAGCUUCCGGAGGCCAAUCGCAUCGAUAUUGGCGAGACCAUCGGUGGAUCCCAAACGCGUAAAUAUCUGAACGAACGAGUGACGCCGGCGUUGCUUCGAGGUAUGCGAUUACUGGCCAAGGACCAGCCUGAGGAUCCGCUGCGAGCUUUAGGCGAGUAUCUCAUCCAAGAAAGUCAGCAGCAGGCAUCGUCGGUUUCUGCGGAGUCGAACGCUUCAUCGAACAAUUAG
This is a messenger RNA of Lachancea dasiensis, 267 nucleotides long. Lineage: Eukaryota; Fungi; Ascomycota; Saccharomycetes; Saccharomycetales; Saccharomycetaceae. The record is from the annotation of a GenBank genome assembly.